Austrofundulus limnaeus is the source of this 3732-nucleotide messenger RNA. It is a transcript of the gene ubap2a, whose product is annotated as ubiquitin associated protein 2a. Lineage: Eukaryota; Metazoa; Chordata; Actinopteri; Cyprinodontiformes; Rivulidae. The record is from RefSeq and is a predicted model, not a curated record. Gene Ontology annotation, molecular function: protein binding. Gene Ontology annotation, cellular component: cytoplasm; nucleus.
UUGCCUGGAAGACUAAUUUGGAGGAGUGGAGCCCGGAGGAUUGGAGUGAGGAUGUUAGUCUCUCUGAGACUAAAGUGUUCACCCCCUCAUGUGCACCUGCUGCCGAGAACCAUAUCACACCUGGGCAAAGUCUGGACCUCGCCUCUUUGCUGCAGAAGCCUGGUGUUGGAGGAAGAGAGCCACCUACCUCGACUUCCACGCAGAGUCUGGUCUUCACCAACUCCCACCAUCACCAGCAGCCACCCCCGAGCCGCAGCUCGACGAGCAGCUCAAGCUACGCACAUGCUGCUCUGUCGUCAGUUUUGGGAGCUGGUUUUGGGGAUUUGGGCCAGGCCAAGAGAACUCAGCCCAGUGCCGGAGCCCAGAUACUGGAACAGCUUAAAAGUCCCGGCUUGGGCCAGCUGCCCUCGUCACAGGCGGCUCCUCCUGUCAGCACCCAAGGAAGCAACACCUCCAUCGGUCGACUGCCAGGUCUGGGAGCACCUGUACCUCCACCCUCCUCCUCCAGCUGGGACAUGAAGGCGUCRGAAUCGAACGCCGCCUCUCUGUCUUCACAGUUCAGCCGUGAGUUUGGCCUGCAACCAGAGCCUUCUCUUGUGCUGAGUCAGCUCGUUCAGAGACACUCCGGCCCCUCUUUGCCCAUGGCCCGUCAGCCCAGUCCUCCGACACAACAACAAGCACCCGCUGCUUCGGCGCCGUCUGCUCCCCAGCACAUCAGCUCGUCAGCACAGGCCGCUCCCACGCUGGCCKCUGCAAAACCUGCUGCUCCCGGUGCAGGGCCGGACCCCCAGGGCAGCGGCCCGCCACAGCAACAACGAGCGCAGCUCAAAGGUCCAAAACGACGGAUACCUCCCACAUCGAAGAUUCCCUCCACAGCAGUGGAGAUGCCGGGCUCAGCUGACGUUCCUGGACUAAACCUCCAGUUCGGAGCGCUGGACUUCGGCUCAGAGUCAGCUCUGCCAGAAUUCGGAGUUGUGGACAAUUGUGCAGGUGCAGCGUCCCGGGAGUCCACACCUGCACCUGCUUCAGCACCACCUGCAUCAGGACUAGGGACUCAGAGCCACACAAGCCUGUACUCAAAACCUCUCAGCGAGUCGCUGGGCGGCGCUCUCUCCGUGGCUCUGCCUUCGCCCCUCACCUCGUCAGAGCCGGCAUAUCACUCCACCGCCGUGGCCAUGCCCAGCCUCACGCCAUCGCUAGGCUCUGUGGGCUCCACCAACCCCCCCUCCUCCACUCUACCGACMUCGACGACCUCCGCAUCCUCCGCACCGUCCUCCUCAUCCUUCGCCACAGUUGGGGGGAGUUAUGACGGGACGAUGCCCCCUCACUCGCGAUUGGCCUUUUCUCAGAGCAAAGAGGCCGCGGGGCCAGUAAUGAACGGUCUGAAUGGUGUAAGAACCUCUGCUGCUCUCGACACUUCUUCAACUGCUUCCACACCAAAGCCCGAGCCGUCGUCUGUGAACCUCAACACUAACGGCCCUUCGGUCCCCUCCUCCCACCUGCCCCCCUCACUGCCUGCACACAGCUCCACCACGCUCUCCAACCUGGCACAGGACCUGCAAUCAUCGGGUCAACUCAACUCACUAAACAGUCACGGCAGCAGCCACUCCUCAGUUUCAGCUCUGGGAUCAAGCUCUCUCACUUACACUAGCGUCGACAGCAGCAACGUGAGCUCUCUGGCUCCUUCGUCAAGCUCCUACACGUCAUCGCAGCCCUCGAACGCACCGCUCCACCCGGCACACAGCAGCAGCAGCAACAGUAGCAGCAGCAGCAUCGGCCACCUGGCCAACAUGCCCAGCCUGGGCGGCGGUAUGAGCAGCACAGUCGGAGGCAUGACCGGCGCGGGUGGAAUCCACGCCGCCGCCAUCGCCACCAGCUCAGCGCUGGGACUCGGCUCCAAUGGAGCCACUGCCACGUCCAACCUCUCUGCACCAAGGACCGCAGCCGUGCUCCCCUCCACUGGUAAGGCUCCUCCUAACCUGUCCCAGGGUGUGCCUCCUCUAUUACCAAACCAGUAUAUCAUGGGUCCAGGGGGACUACUGCCUGCUUACCCACAGAUCUACGGCUAUGAAGACCUCCAUAUGUUACAGUCCAGACUGCCAAUGCCUUCUUUGCAGGAUUACUAUGGAAUCACAUUCCCAGGCCCCACAGCAGCUCUCUCUGGCAGAGACGGGAGCCUCGCCAACAACCCCUAUUCAGGUGAAGUCACAAAAUUUGGUAGGAAUGACUCCACCUCGCCAGCACCCCCCACCAGCCUGGCUGCCCCGCAGCCUCCCCAGGCCCAAAGCCAAGGACAGACCCAGACUCAGCCUCAGCCUCCUCAGGCUCAGCCUCAGCCUCAGGGCCAACCGCAGCACCACAGCAGCCAGCAGGCCUUUCUGCCUCCGGGCUACAGCUACACGGGGCUGCCGUACUACCCCGGAGUGCCGGGCGCCGUGCCCAGCGCUGCCGCCUUCCAGUACGGCCCCACCAUGUUCGUUCCUCCCGGAGGCCCGGGGCCGGCUUCRGCUAAGCAACACAGCAUGGGACUGGGCCUGGGCAACCCCUCAGCCAGCCCCUUUCAGCAGCAGGCGCAGCAGCAGCCCAGCGGUUAUGGCCAGCACGCUUUCAGCUCAGGUUAUGAGGAGCUGACAGCAGGGCCAGCAGGAGUUGAGUACAGCAAAGGGUACAACUCCUCUUCACAGGCGCAAGCUAAAUCUGCUGCUGCGGGGCCUGGGAAAGGUGUCUCAGUGACAUCCAGUAACUCUGGUGUGCCAGACAUCAGUGGAAGUGUUUACAAUAAGACCCAGUCUUUCGAUAAGCAGGGUUUCCACGCAGGGACCCCGCCUCCCUUCAACCUGCCAUCGGCAUUGGGGGGCCCAGGGCCUCUGAACCCCGGAGCCCCACCUGGAGGCUAUGCACCCGCCCCAUUCCUCCACAUCCUGCCUCACCAGCAACCACACUCACARCUGCUGCAUCACCACCUAGCUCAGGAUGGACAGGGUGGUCCGAGUCAGCGCGGCCAGUCCAGCAGCCUGCAGCAGAAGAGCCAAGUCAACAAGUCGAGCUACGGCAGCUCCCCUUACUGGGCCAACUGAGACGGCAACACCUGCCGUGUGUGUGCGUGUGUGUGAAACACGCACGCACACACCAGCCGAUCUGAUGAGAUGAUAGAGAAACAAAACAUUUUUACAGACUAAGCUAACACACACACUACCAUCCCCUCCCCUUUGCUCUGUAUAUCUCAUUUUCAAAUUAAUGGCUGUUGUAUGUAAAAUAUAUUUAUGUAUUUAUACAGUAUAUAUGUAUUGGUAGGACAUAAAAUGUGGUUUUCUGCAUUGUUUUUAUUUUGAAGGACAUUUUAUUUCGAAAACAAAAAAAUGUGGAAAGAUGAGAGUGCUAAAUCAUGGAGAUAAAGUUGGUGAAUAUACUUGAACACAAGCAUCUUGUGAUGUGGAUUCUUUUCUUUUGUAYGCAUACAUGAACUGAGAAUGGUGUACAUAAAUUAUACACAUCAUUUUCACGGCAAAGGCCUUUUUUUAUUUUGGAAUUUUAUUUUAUUCUUUUGUAACAGGUCACUCUCGUCUGUGAAUCCUUAUUCGGAGAGUGACUUUCUUUUYUUCCUCCCUUUUUCUUUCCAUUUUGUCUCUCAUUCCUGAAUCUUUACUAGUUGGUUGGUUUGACCAGCCAGGCCUUGGAUUUGAUGUCAUUUUAACCCUUGUUGUCCAAAUUAAACAUUAUGAAGUUUCCAUG